AUGGUCUCUUUUGAUGUUGUCUCCCUUUUCACUAACGUCCCCACAGCGUUAGCAGUGAAAGUGGCUGAAGCACGACUACGUGACGACAGCACCCUUCCCACACGUACGUCUCUCACAGUGGAGGACAUUAUCAUCCUGCUACGCUUCUGUCUGAACCAAUCCCAUUUUUCGUUUCGGGGGCAGGUCUACCAUCAGAUUGAAGGUUGUCCGAUGGGCAGCCUGGUGUCCGUGACAAUGGCUAAUCUAGUCAUGGAAUAUGUUGAAGAAUCUGCCUUCCAACGAUUUACCCACAACAUCAAGUUCUACCGACGGUAUGUCGACGACACUUUCGUGAUCCUAAAUCGCAACCUCCUAGACGAAUUCCAUUCGACCCUGAACAGCAUUGAACCGUCCAUUCAGUUCACUUGCGAACUUGAACAGGAGAACCGGCUCCCCUUCCUGGACGUGUCCGUACGCAGGCUCACCACCGGCCUGAUUCAAACUUCCGUCUACUGCAAGCCCUGUGAUACCGGUAAUUUCCUAAAUUUCGAAUCCUACCAUCCGAUUGAACACAAACGCAGUGUAGUGAGAACCCUGCUUCAACGCUGUGAAGAUUUCGCUUCUUGCCCGGAACAACGUACGUCCGAGGAGAUGAUAAUCAAGGAGUCACUCAUGAAACGAGGAUACCCGCUACGUUUCUUUGAGAACACACGAAAACGCAUGCACGAACCCAGGACCCGAAGGAAAGACGAUUUCCGACACGGCAUCGUCACCAUCCCAUACGUCAAAGGUGUAUCAGAAUCCAUUCGGCGAGCCCUCCUCCCGUUAAAAAUCAAGACUGCAUUCAAGCCCUGCCUGAAACUUCGUUCACUGAUUUCUAAGCCAAAAGACCAUAUUCCCCCUGAGUCCCAGACGGGUGUUGUGUAUAAAGUACAGUGUCUCGGUUGCGAGGUGUCCUACAUUGGAGAGACGGGCCGCAAGCGCAGUACAAGACUAAAAGAGCACGAACGAGAUGUCCGCAACUCAACAAACGCAACGCGAUCUAAGACAGAGCUCACCGAACAUUGUUGGAACACAGAUCACUCUUUUGACUAUGCGAAUGCUGUGACCUUAGCUAGGGAACAAAGGUGGGGCCCCAGGAAACUGCUUGAGUCAUGGCACCUGCGAGGAGAACCUUCAGUGUGUAAUACCAAUCGCGGCCCCCUCCCCGAAGUGUUCGCCGACCUGGUUAAGUAA
Ornithodoros turicata is the source of this 1215-nucleotide messenger RNA. RefSeq lists its product as uncharacterized. The record is from RefSeq and is a predicted model, not a curated record. NCBI's taxonomy places the organism in Eukaryota, Metazoa, Arthropoda, Arachnida, Ixodida, Argasidae. The transcript has a single exon. The coding region runs from base 1 to 1215 and encodes 404 amino acids.